AUGAGGUUUGGUAGGAAGGGAAAACUUAGCCCUCGGUACAUUGGACCAUAUAGGGUCAUACGCAAGGUAGGUCAGGUAGCAUAUGAGUUGGACUUGCCUUCGAAAUUGGAAUCCGUACAUCCAGUCUUUCAUGUGUCUAUGCUCCGUAAAUGUAUCGGAGAUCCUUACAGAAUUGUGUUAGUUGAUGACGUUCAGGUCACGGAGCAGCUAUCAUAUGAAGAAACUCCCAUUGCUAUAUUAGACAGACAGAUUUGGAGGUUGAGAACUAAAGAUGUAGCUUCGUCGAAAAGUUGCCUACGGAUUAUGGUUGUUGUGCCUCCAUCAGUACUUGGUUCUAAGAGCUUGAGCCUGCAUGGCUCUCUAUUUGGUUGGCUGUGUUUUGGGCUGGAAAGAAGGAAUGCUCCAUCAAGUGACUUGGCAAUCUUAGUAUAUGUGGAAGUUGGUUUGGAGGAUCCGUAG
This is a messenger RNA of Nicotiana attenuata, 459 nucleotides long. RefSeq lists its product as uncharacterized. Lineage: Eukaryota; Viridiplantae; Streptophyta; Magnoliopsida; Solanales; Solanaceae. The record is from RefSeq and is a predicted model, not a curated record. The transcript is spliced from 2 exons. The coding region runs from base 1 to 459 and encodes 152 amino acids.